AUGGACUUUCUAACAAGAGGAUAUAAGGGCUUACUAGGAGAAAAAGGUCAACCACAGACGGCAGAAGAUACUGUGAUUAAGCUAUGUGAUAGAGCGGCGAAUUCUACUCUUCUUGAAGACAGAAGGGCUGCUAUUCUGGGACUCAAAGGGUUGUCCAGGGAGUACAAGCUGGAAGUGGGCGAUAAAGGAUUGGGCGUGCUGUUGAAUAUAUUGAAUGAGGACAGAGCAGACAUCGAUACAGCAAAGGCUAUUCUCGAGAUCCUGAAUAUAUUAUGUACACCAGAUAGAGCGCAGGAAGUAGGAAGAGAUCUUGGACUACGAUUCACUGAUGAAGUUUUACAAGAUGAAUCGCAUAUACAUUUAUUCCUUGAUCUGCUCCAAGAAGUCGACUUUUAUGUUAGGUUUCACGAUAUUCAAUUGCUCGCUACUCUACUGACAACAAGGCCAGAUAGAGUACAGGAUUGUAUAUUGACGGCACCUAUGGGAAUAUCUAAACUAAUGGAUUUAUUCGAUGACCAACAAGAGGUUAUACGAAACGAGGGUCUAUUACUUUUGAUCUCAUUGACAGAGACCAACGCUGAUAUUCAAAAGAUUGUCGCGUUCGAAAAUGCAUUUGAUAGAUUGUUGGAGAUUAUUACUGCGGAAGGUGGUUUGAAUGGAGGAAUCAUAGUUCAGGAUUGCUUACAACUGACGCUGAACUUGCUGCGGUAUAAUGUCUCCAAUCAGAAUUACUUUAGAGAAACAAGCUGCAUACAGAGGAUAUCUGGAUUACUAGGAUAUCCAUCUACAUCAGAAGACAAUAUUAUCAACUAUCACUUCUCGGAUUGGCAUGAUCAAGGAACGAACAACAUUCUCGUGUUAUUGGAGCUCGUUAGAAUACUCGUUGCCCAAAAUAACACCAAUACGACAACCAAUCAACGUGUAAUGAACCAAUGCGGGAUGUUAAAACCUGUUAUUGAACUUGCAUUGGCCUCCAACGCCCCCUCGCCAGUGAAAACGCAAGCAUUCUACGCUUUAGGCGAUCUUGUACGCGCAAAUCAAACAAAUCAAGAAGUGUUGGCGAGAGCGCGUGUAGCCGUACCCCUUCCGACUUACAGAUCAAAUGAAUCAUCAACUUCACAUUCUCGAACGACAUCACAAAGCAGCGCACAUUUAUCGUUCCAAGAACUAGCGCAAGCAAUGCCUCCUCGCUCAGCUAUAAUGGGCCUGAUCGCUGUUGCCGUCGGAGCCGAACCCGAGAGUUAUGGGACUAGAGCCGCUGCGACGUAUGCGUUCGAGGCAUAUAUAAUGAGAAAUGUGGAAGCGCAAGUGUUGCUUGCAUCUUCUAUAGCACCUCAAUCUGACGAUGCAAAUAACUCUGAUCCAAUAACAGCAGGAGCGCAAUCAGCCGGAACGCUGCUUCUAGCUGCCCUUCUUGAAUGGGAGGAUUCUGCUGCAGAUCCAUACGUUGUUUGGUUUGCCUCGGUGAUAUUCUCACACAUUCUCUUGGACAAUGAACGAUCAAAAGGCAUAGUGCGUGGUAUUUACACUGCCGAUGCCGAUUCAACCGACGAGGGGGCACCAUUGUUGCAACUUAUUGUAAAGAAUUUGAAUAUGGCUAACAAGAAUAAUGCUGAUGUGAGAGUCCUGAUUGGAUAUUUGUGUUUGUUAUGCGUAUGGCUAUGGGAUAGCCCGAAGAGUGUUGGUGAUUUCCUGGCUGAGGAAUCACAUUUUCAGAUGUUGAUUACUCUAGUCACUCAGUCAUCUGGUGUAGAUCCACGUGUCCAGGGUCUUUGUGCAUUUUUGUUGGGAGUAUGUUAUGAGUUCAAUAACGAAAUGGAGGGCUUUAAUGUCUCGAGGUCAACACUUUAUCCUAUUUUAAUCAACCGUAUUGGAAUCGAUUUAUUUGUUAAUCGUAUCACACGGCUGCGCGAAGCACCACAUUUUAAACAUGCAUCACAGUACCUUUUUAUCACACCUAAUGAGCUCAAAGUUUUGCCAGACCUGUACUUUGAUUACCAAUUCGUAGAAUUCUUUAAGGAGAAUUACGAGAUCAUUCAACGCUCCAUUCGAGUCGAUCCGAAAGCAACACGAUCACCUCGUCAUAGUACCGACACCAAUGGCAACGAUAACGACUCGUUUUCCUUAUCUGCUAUAACUACUCUAAAAGGCGUAAUCCAAACACAGGAAGCCCAGAUUAAUGAACUAAAAGAGAAAAUCAGACAGCUGGAGCUUGAAUCUAAGAAUUCUGUUAACAAUAGCUCUGCAUCAACUGCACAACAAACGCUUGAAUCAAACGAUGAGAAAUAUGCCAUAUUGGAGUCAAAAUACAUUGCGUUGGAGAACAAGCAUGCGCAGUUGAACAAAGAACAAGAGGAUCUACUUAUUUGCCUUGCUGAGCAAGAGGAGAACUAG
Paraglomus brasilianum is the source of this 2394-nucleotide messenger RNA. Lineage: Eukaryota; Fungi; Glomeromycota; Glomeromycetes; Paraglomerales; Paraglomeraceae. The record is from the annotation of a GenBank genome assembly.